Thalassophryne amazonica is the source of this 1834-nucleotide messenger RNA. RefSeq names its product basic helix-loop-helix family, member a15 (gene bhlha15). The coding region runs from base 348 to 1151 and encodes 267 amino acids. The record is from RefSeq and is a predicted model, not a curated record. The transcript is spliced from 3 exons. NCBI's taxonomy places the organism in Eukaryota, Metazoa, Chordata, Actinopteri, Batrachoidiformes, Batrachoididae. Gene Ontology annotation, molecular function: protein dimerization activity.
UAAAAAUUGUUUCGCCGGACUCACCAUGAAGUUAAACAGCGUCUAUUCUAAAUCAACCAUUGAGUGAAAAUGACUUUGAACUAAGGUAUGCAAACAUACAUAAUGUCUUCGGGGAGGGUUAUAGCUGCAAUGCCCCCCUCGUGCUGCUCAUGUACUCAGCUACAAAAUUCUAGAGCCGCCGCUGUAUUUCAACAAAGACGGAGAUGACAGAAGUGUUACACUUCAACAUGCUUAAUACAGUCCCCAAUAUGAUCAGAAAGUCUAAUCCUGGCUCAGUCCAUACAAAACCUGCAGGAGCCUUCAUUAUAAUGUCUUUCAGUCUGUUUUUUUUUCCAAGCUGUUGAAGAAUGAAUCAUUGCACGUCUGUUGUGACACUGGCCAGCAGGCUGUGGGCUGAGCACUGUGCACACAAGGCUGAACUGGUUCUGCCAUUGGCUGAGCAGAGCAACGUGUACAUCAGUGAGCAACAGACUCAAGACGAGGAAAGAUCAUCUAACAUCCAAGAAGCUGUGACAUCAUCAGUGAGCAAUAAAGAAGGCCACAGAAUGAAGUCCAAAGGAAAGGCUGUGAAACCUUCCAGGAGGACCUGGUCUGAUCCAGACCCGGAGCCAGAGCCAGAUACAGAACCCGAAGCAGAACCUGGCUCCAGUGAACAGGAAGGCUCUGAGGCCUCAGUCCACAUUGGCAGCUCCUGGAGAGGAACGCUGAGGAGCGCAGACCAUAAGCGGCAAGGAGUAGCAGGUGGAGGUGCUGGAGGAAGACCUAGCCUUGGUUCUCACAGGCGCCGCCGACAACACGGCUCCAGUACCAAAGAACGCAGCAUCCGCCGGUUAGAGAGCAACGAACGGGAACGGCAGCGCAUGCACAAACUCAACAAUGCCUUCCAAGCACUGCGUGAGGCCAUCCCCCACGUCAAAACAGACAAGAAGCUCUCCAAGAUCGAGACGCUGACUCUAGCAAAGAACUACAUCAAAGCCUUGACCACCAUCAUCCUGGAUAUGUCGGGAGCCUGCACGCCCGCUGGGGGAGUCCCCUCAGAUGCUAGUACCGCUAAACUGCUCCAGUGCUACCAGCAGCACCUGGAAGAGGAAGGGGAAGAAGGUCUGACCCAGUACCUCACCCACAUGCACAGCUUCAGCCAGCGAAGCUAACGCAAGCCGCAGUGCGGUUUGGGAGAACAGGAAAGCUCUGAAGAUGCUGGUCUCUAUAGUAAAGACGGGGUGCGUGGGUGGACUUUUAGGGCCAGAUCUCAAAAUAAUACCCAGUUCCCACAGAUGCACCCGUUUAAACAACAGUUCAGGCCACCUCCAUCGUCCCAGAAGAAGUAAAGGAGGAUUUGUGAACACUUCAAGCUGCAGACAAAAAGACUAAAUGUGGAGAGUGAAACUUUAUGAACAGCUUAAAAAAAAAAAACUUCCUUCACCCACAAAGGAAGAGCUUUUCUAUCGCCAUCUCUUUUUUUCUUUUUUGCAUGAUCAUUUAAGCAGGGCCAGGGACUAGUUCUUCUUCUGUUUUUGUCUUAUCUUGUGAUCUUCUUGUGUGCUUUUUUUUGUUGAGAAACCCGCCGAGCAUAGCCUCAAGUCACAACUGUCACAUUAACGAAGGAGGGACGAGCAGUCGGGCUAAACAGUGAAUUUUUUUUUUUUUCUUCAAACAGUUAUUUGCGUAUGAAGAUUAUUUCCACGGCUUGCUUUUCUAGCUGUUCUGAAACAGGUUCUGCAUCCAUACCUGGAAGGAACGGAUGAUGCUUGAACUAUUUGCUUUUGUGCGUUUUGAGGAAGGACAAAAGUUAUUGAGGAGUGAUGAAUUAUUAUCAAUAAACGUUUUAUUUAUU